Molecule: messenger RNA, 1545 nt
Organism: Microsporum canis CBS 113480
Lineage: Eukaryota; Fungi; Ascomycota; Eurotiomycetes; Onygenales; Arthrodermataceae
Product: protein kinase domain-containing protein
Exons: 3
Coding region: 1-1545 (514 amino acids)
Biological process (GO): intracellular signal transduction; protein phosphorylation
Cellular component (GO): cytoplasm
Molecular function (GO): protein serine/threonine kinase activity; ATP binding
Source: RefSeq, a predicted model, not a curated record
AUGGAAGACUACGAAGAGGAGCUCAACUUGGACGAGUGGUAUGGUUUUCGGCGGCCAGACGAUGACGUCGGUCGAUCGAUAAUCACCAUGCUUAAGGGGGACGUGGGGCCAGAGCUACAGAGGAUUGUGAUGAGACGGCGACUUGCCGGGCCACAAAUACUCUCUCGAUGCAAUGAUCUAGAACGUGUUGGCCCCCUCACUCUACUGCAUCCUCCUGAGAAGGGGAGAGCAGACACAUGUCGAUACCAUUUGUUAUCCCAUAGCGACUUCCCAGAUGACAACGACCCCAAUAUUGAGAAGAUGUAUUUUGACAAAAUGUGCCCUGAUAUGGCUAAGCGGCUCGCAAUAUAUGGGAAAAUCGGAAAAGGAACUUUUGGUCGAAUAUAUGCUGCUAGAGAAAUUAUCCCUCCCCCAACCGACAUAGGUAUUGGCAGCGGCGCCAGUACAGACUCCGAUUCUGGCUCAUGGUUGAAUAGUAUGGGCGUAUUAACUGGGGCCACUGAUCCGAGGGCAAACAGCGGCAUACCUAGAGCACCACGCCAGUUUGCUAUAAAAAUGGAGCUUCAAUGUCCGUUGCGGGUGCAUGGAUUUGCCAGGGCUCAUACGUGUGAAUACCGAGAGGUGGCCACCGCAUCGCAACGUUUUCUACCUGUCGAAGCAGUUAUUCUCCAACUCCUCACACAAUGCGACAGAUUCCCGACGAUUGACUCCAUCUAUGUCCAUAAGGAGUUUGCGUCGAUUGUCAUGUCCGCUGACAGCGUGGAUGAUAGCCCUUUGCGAGAAACUCUACCUCAAUUAAGAAAUGCCAUUCCUACACAUUCUUUCCCGGGAUAUAAUGGGGAACAAUUGACGCGUUUGAAACGUACGAGAGUUAGCGAAAUUCAGGCGUGCAAGAUUGCCUCUCAUCUUCUUGAGGCGAUUGUUUAUCUCAUGGAUAUGAAGAUGGUGCAUGGCGACUUAAGCCAUCGAAAUUAUCUUGUGGAUAAAAAUCUUAAUGCCCAACUUAUCGACUUUGGCGCUGUAUAUGCAGCUGAAAGAGGUGGAUGGAUGACUAACCAAUAUGGAUAUAUCGAGGCAUUCGAAUAUUUCGUUAAUCCAGAGAUAGCCUUAGCAUUCGCAACCACUGACUUAAAAGAACCCAUGAAGACCGUUUCGGAUAGCAUGGUAAGUCUGGAUCACGAUAUUAGGGUACAGUAUCUUUGGAAAUUUGGUGUCCUAGUUUAUGAUCUGCUUCAUGGGUAUUCUCCUUGGGAAACUCCGGAGCGUCAACCAAAUCUUGGAGACAUUAAGACCCUCUAUGCAUGGCAAGAUGACGAUGAAGAGAAGUUUCAUUACCUUUACGAUAGAAGGCUGCGAAUCAUGAACGAAGAGUUGCCAAUUGACGAACGACUAUCGCAAGAUUGUGUUGACGCACUGAGGCAUUUGCUGGCAAGAGAUGAGUCUAAUCGGAUGGAGAUGGAAGAGUUGCAGAGAUUGCCUUGGUUUCAGGGGCAUUGGGUUGACCAUCCUUCUUCAGAGCUGAAAAGACCGCCUAGGGUAGAUUGA